ACCACCAUCUAGUUAAUGCACCAGAGGCCAAGAGGGCUCGUUUCAGAGGAGGCUGGAGAGGUGCCAGCAGAGCCACCUUGUUCGCCGGCUUCCAGGCACCAUGGCCGGGGCACCUCUGCUACCUGGAGCUGGGGGGUCUUUGUCUGAUGGCCUGCUCCAGCCCCUCCAUCACCAGCCUCCCAGCUGCCUGGGUGUGCCGGGGUAAAGAGAGGAGACUGGCCUUGCUGCAGGAGGGAGGUGGUCCCUGUCAUCCUUCCAGCCCCGGCAGAAGCAGCAAGACCGUUCCCUCGGGGGUUCCGGAGACCCGUUUUAGAAGUGUGGGGAAGGGCGAAGGCAGAGCACUCUGUCCGGGAGGUCACCUGCACGUCCGGGACCUUCUCCUGGUUCUUCACUUUUUCUUUCUUGGCAGGAGACCCUUUGCUCAGCCUGCAGAGAGGUGGGCCCCUGAGUCCAGGUUCCCUGUGCCCUUGUCCGAGGGCCCCUCAACCCCUGCGCCCGAGCAGUGUCCUGGGUCCUCUCCCUCCGCCCUCCUGGCUGCAGAUGAGGCCCAGGCAGGAGAACUAGUCAUGGGUCCCGAAUAGGGCUGGCUGAGGACGGCAGGUCAGGCCCAGCCCCUCUCCUGGCGUGGGGAAAUGGCGGUGCGGGAGGGAGAGGCUGGCUCGGGAGCACCUGGCAGUUGGAGGCUGAGCCAGACCCCCACCCUCCAGCCUUCUCUGUGCUUCAGGGAGCCGUCCCCAGCCGCGGCUUCUCACCCAGCCCUGGCCACUGGCUGCCUGCUCAGAGCUUCCCUGUCUGAGGAAGGGAGGCUGCAGAGAACAGGCCUGCUCCCCUGCUGGAUGCACAGCCGAAAGGGACACCCUCUUCCAGACCAACCCAGGAGGUCCUUAACCAGCGCCCACAGGUACAAUCACACAGGGACACAGUUCUUUGAAAUUAAGAAGAGCAGACCUCUGACAGGGCUGAUGGACCUGGCCAAGGAAAUGACCAAAGAGGCUCUGCCAAUCAAAUGCCUGGAAGCCGUGAUCCUGGGAAUUUACCUCACCAACAGCAUGCCCACCCUGGAACGCUUCCCCAUCAGCUUCAAGACCUACUUCUCAGGGAACUACUUCCGCCACAUCGUGCUGGGGGUGAACUUCGGGGGCCGCUACGGGGCCCUGGGCAUGAGCCGGCGGGAGGACCUGAUGUACAAGCCGCCGGCCUUCCGCACGCUCAGCGAGCUGGUGCUGGACUACCAGGCCGCCUACGGUCGCUGCUGGCACGUGCUGAAGAAGGUGAAGCUGGGCCAGUGCGUGUCCCACGACCCGCACAGCGUGGAGCAGAUCGAGUGGAAGCACUCGGUCCUGGACGUGGAGAAGCUGGGCCGCGACGACUUCCGCAAGGAGCUGGAGCGCCAUGCCCGCGACAUGCGGCUCAAGAUUGGCAAAGGGACAGGCCCCCCCUCUCCCACCAAGGACCGGAAGAAGGAUGUGUCCUCCCCACAGCGGGCCCAGUCCAGCCCGCACCGCAGGAACAGCCGCAGCGAGAGACGGCCCUCGGGUGAGAAGAAGCCUUCGGAGCCCAAAGCCAUGCCAGACCUCAAUGGGUACCAGAUCCGGGUGUGAGGCUCAAGCGGCACCCCAGCCCCUGCUUCUGGGCUGAUCCACCUGCUGGAACUGGCCUUGCUCCAGGGAAGGGUGGGGGCAGGCUGCAGGCCGCAGGAAGGGUGCCUUGCGGCUCAGUCCCCCACUCUGCUGCCCCUGCCACUGAGCCAAGCCCUUAGCUUUGGGCCAAGAAGGCAGUUAGUAUUUUAUUUGGAGUCUCUGGCUCUACAACUGAUGUUUAAGGUAUUUAGGGAAAAAAGAGACAAAUGUGUGCUGGUGGCUGGAAAGGCGGCACGCAGGGACCUGGGGCCCUGGGCUGGGGGGGGACAGCUUGCUGGCUCUGCCAGUGACUCUGCCCGCAGUGGCUCUCUGGGAUCUGGGUGCCUCCUGGAGAUGGGAAAUUUCUCAGCCACCCCAAGCCUCGGGGUAGUUGGGAGGAUGGAGGUGUUUCUCCAGCUGGAACUGUCCUGGCGGACGCUUGACCCAGGGAAAGGGAAGCAGGGUAGAAUCACCCUGAGAAAGGUCUGUGCAGCCCGUAAGUCAGGAGCUGGGCGCAGGCCACAUCGGCCUCCGAGCAGGAGCUGAUGGCCUGGAAGACCCCUCAGGCCCUAGUGGCCCCACAAGCAGCACUCUGUGGGCCUGGGCUGAAGCCAGCGGGCCCGGCUGAAGAGACCCAGAAGUGGACCGAGGCUGGGUCUGCGUGCCCAGCCCAGCCUUGCCUGUUCCUGCAGCCUGGUGGGGGGCUCCCAGCAGAGGGUCUGGACUUCGUGGGGGGCCCAGAGUUGCACUGGGGUCUGCGUGGCUGUGGGGAUCGAGCAGACCUGGGUGCUUGUCCCGGAGCUGCGACUGAGCCUGGGAUGAUGGGCGGGACCUCAGGCCUGGGUCUUUCCCCUGGCUGUUCUGGGGGUGGCUCUGCUGUGUCCCCUAAUACUUCAGCCCUUCCUGGGGAAACCAAGAGCAGACCAGGAGAGCUGUGCCCCAGGCGCACCCCCUCCUUUAGCCGCCCCUUUAGGCUCCUGGGUCAUGGGGAAGGGGCCUGCCACUUCAGCAGUUCCUCGGGGCCCUGGCAGAGAAGAAGCCAGGCCCCUGGAGACGUCCACAUCCUGCCCAUCAUCCAUGAGACCUGGCAGGGAAGUGAGAGUAUGGGGAGAGAUUGGCAGGGUGGGGAGAAGGUUCUGGAAGUUCAAAGAAUAGGAGGCAAAGGGCAGUUUGACCACUGAGAAGGGACAGAGCCCAACACCUGGGGGUGUACGUGAGGAAGGGAUGUGGGAGGGAGUUUAGGAUAGACUGCCUUGGGGAGGAGUGAGCUCCCCACAGCACAGAUGACUUCUUGUCAGAAAGCUGGAGGGAGGAUUGGGUUAUAGAAGGACAACUUGAUGUGGUGAUUGGUAAGGUUUUACUGAGAGGCUGUGAGCCUGGUCAAGGGAGCAGAAGAACUAGAGUCGUAAACUCAAAUGUCCGUAAAGACCAGCAGGUGACAAAUGGGAAGGCUGUAGGGCUGUGUGGGGACUGUGGCACACUGAGGGCUGCUAUAGCUUAGCUGUCCUUACAGUACUGGCUCUAUGGGGCCAGAUUAUCUGUUUUAGAGACCAGAACCCCAAGUUCUGAGAAAUCUGAUUUUUAAAGGUUGGCAAAUCAGUUCAAGAAAUUUAAACUCCAGUACACGCAAAAGAGUGCAUUUGCCCCCGGAGUCAUGAGCUUGUGCUGGCAAGGAGUCCGCUGGGAUGCCUUGAAGUGGGACGUUCUGAGUUUUCGGAGGAGGAAUUUUUCUCCAGGGGAGGGUCCCAGCAGAGACACCUCCCCCGCCAGGCGAGCCACCUGAGUUCCUCCUUGCCCUCCCUGCAGACAGGCUGGACACCUGGGUAGGUUGCCCCGUCACCAGAGGGCCCAGAGUGGAAUAGAGACAGUUUGGCAACCAGCCUGCCAGGAGAUGGGCUGGUGCCUGGGAACAGAGAGGGCGGGAGGGAGGACGGGGAACUGCAGGGAAGGCCCCAGAGGCCACCGCUCAUCCAACCAGCGCUCAGGGUCCAGAGCCAGGCCUGACACACCCUCGGAGGCCAACUGGUCACUCCCGGCUGGGGAGCCUCACCAGAUUUCUCCUGGGGUCAGUGGACCCCAGAGAGGUGCCUAAUCUGCCCUCAGGCCACAGCCCUGGCCAGACCAGUGAAAGGGGCAUGGUGGUCCCUGGCUCACUGACCCGUCUCAGCUCUCAGGGAGUGGGGACUGUGGUCCCCAUGUUCCUCCACUCCCAAAUACAGAAAUGGCUCACCUUGGGUGAGUCCAAAACAAGGUCCUUUCUGGGUCUAGUUGUGGCUGCUUAUCAGCAGGGAAGAAGCCCUAGAUGCCUCUGGGAACUUCCCAGAAAUGACAGGGUAUAGGGGAAGAGAUGUGAGAGGGAGCUGGGAGCUGGAGUCAGGUAGAUGCAGAAGCUGCUGCUGGUCCCUAGGACACUCUGACCCACAGGCUCUUUCCUGGAAAUGCUUGGGGAGAAGGGAGCAGAAUGGAACCUAUCCCAGCUUGCUCUCUGCUGAUGCCCACCUGCAAUCCCUGGCACUUACCCGCCUGAGCUGAGACCUCAGGCCUGUGGAGACUGCCACAGGACCACAGGACACAGUGGUGCUUUUUAAUUUAUUUUUAACUGUUUCCCAUAUGUAGCAACCCCUCCUCCCCCCGGGCUGUUUACACAGGCUGUGCUCUCUGGGGCUGGCCUGGCUGUGAGGUUUCUGGGGAGGCAGAGAGGCAGGGACUUUGGGGCCUUAGUCACCAUCCAUGGUGUCACCUCAUCUCACUGCCUGUGAGGGACAGGGGCCUGGCUGACGUGACCCCAGCUCCUCUGCCCUGGUGCAGACUGCUGGCUGAGGAGGGGUCGUGGUGAAGUCAGAGAAAGCCGCUUGGUGGAGGUGGCCUGGGGUAGGGGUGGUUGCAGGGUCUCCCCAAAGCCUUGCUCCAGGGCGGGAACACUAGGAAACUGGCUUCAGAGAGCGUUCCUGUCCACCUGGCUGCCGGUCCUCUCCCUCUGUGGCCUCACCACAUUCUCAUACCCCCUCACCUGUCACAGCAGCCCAUCUUCACGUGGGCGUGGCCAGGCCCGCGCAGCAGCCCUCUGGCCACGGGAUGAGAUGAUACAGCCUAGGGCCAGGGUACUGCUGUGCAGAAAGAACCGACCGGUGGCCGCCGUCAUCUCCUGCCCCCAGCCGUACAGCGAGGUCCUGGCUCUGGGCCCGUGUGCAGGAAGGUCGCAGGCCCAGCCCCCGCUGCCCCGGCCUGGAGCGCAGGGUGUGCGCGGCCGGCUGUGAAUGGGCUGAGGGCAGGAGACGCCUUUGAGGAGCGGGCGUGGGUGGGCGUGUGCGCCUCCAGGGACCACAGCCUCCCUCCAGUCUCCCGGCCAGGCAGGGCUGCCAUGGUGCUAGCUGCAAGCCCACUGGGGUCACCCUCUCACCCUCGUUGGUGCCCCAGGGUCCCCCUUUUGACUCAAGGCUGAUGAAAGGAGAGCCGGGUGUGCCUGGCCCGGGCCCUGUGAUGAUGCCUGCCACCCGGCCGUUUGGCGGCGCGUGGUCGUCCUGUCGUCCUUCCUGUGCCGUCAGUAUCGCCUCCCUUCCACCUCGACACCUCUCAUUCUGUUCUCACUUUCCCCCGAGACAAAUAAAGUCUCCCCAGCUCGUUGUGUGGGCUGGGCAGA
Molecule: messenger RNA, 5259 nt
Organism: Sciurus carolinensis (gray squirrel)
Lineage: Eukaryota; Metazoa; Chordata; Mammalia; Rodentia; Sciuridae
Gene: Vash1
Product: vasohibin 1
Exons: 6
Coding region: 633-1601 (322 amino acids)
Biological process (GO): regulation of angiogenesis
Cellular component (GO): cytoplasm
Source: RefSeq, a predicted model, not a curated record